Molecule: messenger RNA, 4443 nt
Organism: Aspergillus nidulans FGSC A4
Lineage: Eukaryota; Fungi; Ascomycota; Eurotiomycetes; Eurotiales; Aspergillaceae
Product: putative ABC transporter
Exons: 3
Coding region: 1-4443 (1480 amino acids)
Biological process (GO): transmembrane transport; azole transmembrane transport
Cellular component (GO): membrane; plasma membrane
Molecular function (GO): ATP hydrolysis activity; nucleotide binding; ABC-type azole transporter activity
Source: RefSeq, a predicted model, not a curated record
AUGGAUGAGAAGCAGGGGACCUCUACCGGUUCAGAUGCGGACACUCUUAAUUCAAGCUAUGAGCAGAGUCGGGAAUGGAUCCGACAUAGCAACCCCCAGGGUGUUGUUUCUCACGACUCGGGCGUCAAUGUGGAGAGGGCCGAGCAGGAAUUUGCUGAACUGAACAGGGAGUUUUCUAACAUCUCUUACCAGGUUCAGCGGCUUUCCAAGCAUGCAUCUAGGAACUCAAAGACUGAAAUCCACGGCAAGGAUGUUGAGCGGUCUGCCAGCUCGACGGAUUCUGUAGAGCCCUGGGAUCUUGAGGCUGCUCUCCGGGGGAACCAGGCGGCCGAGGUAGAGGCUGGGAUCAAGAGCAAGCACAUUGGUGUUAUCUGGGACAAACUCACUGUUCGUGGGAUCGGCGGCUCCAAAAGCUUCAUCAAGACCUUCCCUGACGCCAUCGUGGAUUUCAUCAAUGUACCCGGUUUGAUCAUGGACUGGACAGGCCACAGCAACAAGGGAAAAGAAUUUGAGAUUCUCAAGGACUUUCGCGGGGUGUUACGCCCCGGCGAGAUGGUGCUCGUUCUGGGUCGUCCAGGCUCUGGCUGUACCACAUUCCUCAAAUCGAUCACGAAUCAACGCUUUGGCUACACUGGGGUGGAUGGCGAGGUUCUGUACGGCCCGUUCGAUCAUAAAACCUUCUCCAAAAGGUUCCGCGGCGAAGCCGUCUACAAUCAAGAGGAUGAUGUUCAUCAGCCAACCCUGACCGUCAAGCAAACACUUGGUUUCGCGUUAGAUACAAAGACCCCUGGCAAGCGGCCACUGGGUGUGUCCAAGGAAGAAUUCAAAGACAAAGUGAUUCGCAUGCUGCUCAAAAUGUUCAACAUCGAACACACUGCAAAUACCGUCGUAGGAAAUCAAUUCAUUCGAGGUGUUUCUGGAGGAGAGAAACGUCGCGUCAGUAUCGCAGAGAUGAUGAUCACUUCAGCCUCUGUUUUAGCAUGGGAUAAUUCCACGCGCGGUCUUGACGCUUCGACUGCUCUUGAUUUCGCCAAGUCGCUGCGAAUUAUGACCAACAUCUACAAGACUACGACCUUUGUCUCGUUGUAUCAGGCUUCGGAGAGUAUUUACAAGCAAUUUGAUAAGGUCCUGGUUAUUGACAGCGGUAGACAAGUCUUCUUUGGCCCUGCUAGCGAAGCACGAGCGUACUUUGAGGGGCUUGGGUUCAAAGAAAAGCCUCGCCAAACCACUCCCGACUACCUCACGUCGUGUACGGAUCCAUUUGAAAGGGAGUACAAAGAGGGACGGGACCCUUCUAACGUUCCAUCUACGCCUGAGGCACUCGCAGCGGCCUUCGAUAACUCUAUCUACAGUCAGAAUCUUGCCACAGAAAUGAACGAAUACCGCCAGCAGAUACAUCAUGAGAAGCAGGUCUACGAAGAUUUCGAGAUUGCCAACCAAGAGGCGAAGCGUAAAUUCACUUCCAAGUCAUCAGUCUACCUCAUCCCAUACUACCUGCAAGUCUGGGCUCUGAUGCGGCGCCAGUUCCUUAUCAAAUGGCAAGACAAGUUUGCCCUCAAUGUCUCCUGGAUUACUUCCACCGGUGUGGCUAUUAUUCUCGGAACCGUCUGGCUAAAUCUUCCCAAAACCAGUGCCGGCGCGUUUACUAGGGGUGGUCUUCUUUUUACCAGCUUCCUUUUCAACGGCUUCCAAGCAUUUUCCGAGCUUGCUUCGACUAUGAUGGGUCGGGCCCUUGUGAACAAGCAUCGGCAAUUUACCUUUUACAGACCAAGCGCACUGUUCAUUGCUCAAAUAAUCGUUGAUGCCACGUUCGCGAUUGCCAGGAUCCUCGUUUUCAGCGUCAUAGUCUACUUCAUGUGCGGCCUUGUCAGGGAUGCAGGGGCAUUCUUCACUUUUGUGCUGCUCAUUUUUACGGGCUAUAUCAACAUGUCUGUCAUCUUCAGAACCAUCGGUUGCCUGUCGCCUGCUUUCGAUCACGCAAUGAACUUUGUAUCUGUCUUGAUCACUUUGUUUAUACUAACGUCUGGAUACCUUGUUCAGUGGCCUAAUGCGCAGGUUUGGCUACGAUGGUUUUACUAUAUCAACCCCUUCGGGCUUGGAUUUGCUAGCUUGAUGGUCAACGAAUUUAAAAGCCUCAAUAUGACCUGUACCAGCGAGUCCCUAAUCCCAAAUGGUGAUGGAUACACCGAUAUGAACCACCAAGUGUGUACGCUUGCUGGAGGUGAAGCAGGUUCCCCAAUAAUUCCUGGUCAGAGCUAUUUAUCGACCACAUUCAACUAUAACAGAGAGGAUCUCUGGAGGAACUUUGGCAUCAUGGUGGCCCUCAUCAUUGCUUUCUUAGGGAUGAAUCUGUACUUCGGUGAAGUUGUUAGGUUUAACGCUGGCGGCAAGACCGUCACCUUCUAUCAGAAGGAAAAUGCUGGGCGGAAGAAACUGAACAAAGCACUGGACGAAAAGCGCGCUGCUCGACAGUCGAACGACCUUGGUGGCCCUGGAGCCGAUAUAUUGCUGACAUCGAAGCCAGUCCUAACAUGGGAAGAUGUAUGCUAUGACGUUCCUGUGCCGUCCGGCACUCGACGACUGCUGCACAACAUCUACGGUUACGUACAGCCUGGUAAACUGACGGCCUUGAUGGGCGCAUCCGGAGCGGGGAAGACGACCCUGCUUGACGUUCUCGCCGCGCGAAAGAACAUUGGCGUAAUUUCUGGCGACAUUUUGGUAGAUGGUGCCAAGCCUGGUACAUCGUUCCAACGAGGCACUUCCUAUGCAGAGCAAAUGGAUGUCCAUGAACCUAUGCAGACGGUGCGCGAGGCACUGCGUUUCUCAGCCGACCUUCGUCAAUCGUAUGACGUCCCGCAGUCGGAGAAAUAUGCUUAUGUGGAAGAGAUCAUCUCUCUGCUGGAGCUGGAGAAUCUUGCAGAUGCAGUGAUUGGCACGCCUGAGACUGGCCUGUCUGUCGAGGAGAGGAAGCGUGUCACUAUCGGUGUUGAGCUGGCAGCGAAGCCGGAAAUGCUGCUAUUUUUGGAUGAGCCUACUUCUGGUCUGGACAGCCAAUCUGCGUUCAAUAUUGUUCGAUUCCUCCGCAAGCUUGCUGCCGCGGGACAGGCUAUUUUAUGUACUAUCCACCAGCCGAACUCUGCUCUUUUCGAGAACUUUGACCGGUUGCUGUUGCUGAAGAGUGGAGGCGAAUGUGUGUACUUUGGCGAUAUUGGAGAAGAUUCAAGUACACUACUCGCUUACUUCCGGCGUAACGGUGCAGAGUGUCCUCCUGAUGCGAACCCCGCUGAGUGGAUGCUUGACGCCAUUGGCGCUGGUUCGACUCGCCAUCUUGGAAACUGUGACUGGGUUGAGUUCUGGAGAGCGUCACCGGAGAGGGAGCGGGUCAAACAAGAGAUCGCUGAAAUAAAGAGUCGACGCGCUGAGGAGGCUAGACGGAAUCAAGCAACGAAGCCGGUUGAGAAGGAAUACGCAACUCCACUUUGGCACCAGAUCAAGACUGUUUGUAAGCGGACGAAUAUCGUCUUCUGGCGCUCUCACAAGUAUGGCUUCACUCGGCUCUUCACCCACUUCAACAUUUCUCUGAUCACCGGUCUUGCGUUCCUGCAACUCGACGACUCCCGAGCUUCGCUGCAGUACCGCAUCUUCGUCCUGUUCAACGUCACAGUUAUCCCAAUUAUCAUCAUUCAAAUGGUCGAGCCUCGAUACGAGAUGUCGCGGUUAGUAUUUUAUCGAGAAGCCGCGUCAAAGACAUACAAGGACUUCGCCUUUGCCGUGUCUAUGGUCGUCGCCGAAAUCCCAUACUGCAUCAUGUGCGGGAUUAUCUUCUUCGUCUUCCUUUACUAUAUCCCCGGUUUUCAAGGCGCCUCCGACCGGGCGGGCUACCAGUUCUUCAUGAUCAUGAUCACGCAAUUGUUCGCCGUGACAUUGGGUCAAAUGAUUCAAGCCCUUACUCCCAACAGCAUGAUCGCAUCCCAGUGCAACCCGCCACUCAUGAUCUUGUUCAGUUUAUUCUGCGGCGUCAUGAUCCCGAAACCUCAGAUGCCGAAGUUCUGGCGAGUCUGGUUCUACGAACUCGACCCGUUCACGCGCAUCAUCAGCGGGAUGGUCACGACGGAACUGCACGAACGCCCUGUUGUCUGUACUCCAGGCGAGUACAACCGGUUCCAGGCUCCCGCCGGCCAGACUUGCGGCGAGUACAUGCAGUCAUUCUUCGACCGAGGUGGGAUUGGAUACCUGGCCAACAAUGCGACUCAGAAUUGCGAGUACUGUGCUUAUCGAGUUGGAGACGAGUAUUACCAGGCCUUCGAGAUGAGCUUUGACCACCGGUGGAGGGAUUUGGGCAUUUAUGCGGCUUUUGUCGGGUCUAACCUGAUAAUUUUGUUCAUGGCUGUAAGACUUUCUGAUUUGCAGGCUCUCCCUUCUGGUGAUUGGCUUACUUACUAA